This is a messenger RNA of Rotaria sp. Silwood2, 612 nucleotides long. The record is from the annotation of a GenBank genome assembly. Lineage: Eukaryota; Metazoa; Rotifera; Eurotatoria; Philodinida; Philodinidae.
AUGAUAGAACAGUGUUGGCAAUGUCAACGUACAAUUGAUCGAAAUGAAUCUCUAGCAUAUUGUCCAUGUGAAAAACAUGUUUUAUUACCAGUUCGUUCUGAAAUUGAUUAUUUCCGUUUAUUUCAUUUGCCACGUUCCUUUGAAAUUGAUACAAAACAAUUAACAAAAAUGUUUCGAAAUAAAAUGAAAUUUUUACAUCCAGAUCUUUUUUCAAAUAAAUCUGAUAUCGAAAAAAAAUAUUCUCAAAAUCAAUCAGCUUUACUUAAUGAAGCUUAUAAAACUUUAUUUUCUCCAUUAGCACGUGCACAUUAUUUACUUAAAUUAGAAAAUAUAACUAUUGAAGAAUCAUCAGUUCAACUUGAAUCAGAUUUUCUUCAACGUAUUAUGGAAAUAAAUGAACAAUUAGUUGAUGAAAAUAAUGAUAAAAAAAUGUUUCCUACUGAAUUAGCCAUUAAAAUGAGACAAGAAAUUGAUGAUCAUAUGAAACAGCUAUCGAAUGCAUUGAACACAAUGAAUUUAACAAAAGCUAAAGAAAUUUUAGCACGAUUACAAUAUUUCAAUAAUAUUAAUGACAAAUUGACGAAUCUGGAAGUAAAACAUGGUAUUAUUUAA